Messenger RNA from Erinaceus europaeus (western European hedgehog), 3392 nucleotides. RefSeq names its product SWI/SNF related, matrix associated, actin dependent regulator of chromatin, subfamily d, member 1 (gene SMARCD1). NCBI's taxonomy places the organism in Eukaryota, Metazoa, Chordata, Mammalia, Eulipotyphla, Erinaceidae. Gene Ontology annotation, biological process: regulation of transcription by RNA polymerase II. The record is from RefSeq and is a predicted model, not a curated record. Gene Ontology annotation, cellular component: SWI/SNF complex; nucleus. The transcript is spliced from 13 exons. The coding region runs from base 133 to 1680 and encodes 515 amino acids.
GUCUCGCUGUGCUGAGCUUUCAGUGCCGGCGGGCCAGCGGUGCUGACAAGCGGGCGCGCGGGGGGCGCGCGGCGGGCGGGGGGAGUUCCGGUUCCGGUUCUUUGUGCAGCUGCAGCAGCGGCUCCGGGGAAGAUGGCGGCCCGGGCGGGUUUCCAGUCCGUGGCUCCGAGCGGUGGCGCUGGCGCCUCAGGAGGGGCGGGCGCGGCGGCCGCCCUGGGCCCGGGCGGGACUCCGGGGCCUCCUGUGCGAAUGGGCCCGGCGCCGGGUCAAGGGCUGUACCGCUCCCCGAUGCCCGGAGCGGCCUAUCCGAGACCAGGUAUGCUGCCAGGCAGCCGAAUGACACCUCAGGGACCUUCCAUGGGACCCCCUGGCUAUGGGGGGAACCCUUCAGUCCGACCUGGCCUGGCCCAGUCAGGGAUGGACCAGUCCCGCAAGAGACCUGCGCCUCAGCAGAUCCAGCAGGUCCAGCAGCAGGCGGUCCAAAAUCGAAACCACAAUGCAAAGAAAAAGAAGAUGGCUGACAAAAUUCUACCUCAAAGGAUUCGUGAACUGGUACCAGAAUCCCAGGCCUACAUGGAUCUCUUGGCCUUUGAAAGGAAACUGGACCAGACCAUCAUGCGGAAACGGCUAGACAUCCAGGAGGCCUUGAAACGUCCCAUCAAGCAAAAACGCAAGCUGCGGAUUUUCAUUUCUAACACUUUCAACCCGGCUAAGUCAGAUGCGGAGGAUGGGGAAGGGACAGUAGCUUCCUGGGAGCUUCGGGUAGAAGGACGGCUUCUGGAGGAUUCUGCCUUGUCCAAAUAUGAUGCCACUAAACAGAAGAGAAAGUUCUCUUCCUUUUUUAAGUCCUUGGUGAUUGAGCUGGACAAAGACCUGUAUGGGCCAGACAACCAUCUGGUAGAAUGGCACAGGACCGCCACUACCCAGGAGACAGAUGGCUUCCAGGUGAAGCGGCCAGGAGACGUGAAUGUACGCUGUACUGUCCUACUGAUGCUGGAUUACCAGCCUCCCCAAUUUAAAUUAGACCCUCGCCUGGCCCGGCUCUUGGGUAUCCACACUCAGACCCGUCCAGUGAUCAUUCAAGCACUGUGGCAAUAUAUUAAGACACAUAAGCUCCAGGACCCUCAUGAGCGGGAGUUUGUCAUCUGUGACAAAUACCUCCAGCAGAUCUUUGAGUCUCAACGAAUGAAGUUUUCAGAGAUCCCCCAACGGCUCCAUGCGUUGCUUAUGCCACCAGAGCCCAUCAUCAUUAAUCAUGUCAUCAGUGUUGAUCCAAAUGACCAGAAAAAGACGGCUUGUUAUGACAUUGACGUGGAAGUGGAUGACACCUUGAAGACACAGAUGAAUUCUUUUCUGCUGUCUACUGCCAGCCAGCAGGAGAUUGCUACUCUAGACAACAAGAUCCAUGAGACAAUAGAAACUAUUAACCAGCUGAAGACCCAGCGGGAGUUCAUGCUCAGCUUUGCCAGAGACCCUCAGGGCUUCAUCAAUGACUGGCUGCAGUCCCAGUGCCGGGAUCUCAAGACUAUGACAGACGUGGUGGGUAACCCCGAGGAAGAGCGCCGAGCUGAGUUUUAUUUCCAGCCUUGGGCGCAGGAGGCCGUGUGCAGAUACUUCUACUCCAAGGUGCAGCAGAGACGACAAGAAUUAGAGCAAGCCUUGGGAAUCCGAAACACUUAGGGCCUCUCCCACAGCCUGACUUUGGCUGCACCAUUCUCUGUCCGGGCCCUGUGCUGCCUGGCUGCCUCAUAGCACCUGCCUUGGUCUUGCAUGGGGCCUUCCGGGGGAUGCCGUGGGCUCAAGGACAAGACCAGAGUGGAGGGGGGGGUCUCACGUUUCUGUCUCACGAGACACUUAGUACCCUCUUCUCCCACCCCACUUCUCCCUGCCCCCGUCUUCCCUUUGACCCACAAAGUUCCCAGGUGCCUCUGCCCUCCCCUGGUCUGCAUAGGCCCUCUAGAUAGUAUUAGAGAGAAGCUGUAGUGGUAACCAGAGCUCUGGAUGGAUUGGGCCUAAGGCCAGGUGGCCUGCAAGGGGACCCACUACACUGAUCCUGCCCUUCAGAGACCCCAGAGUUGGGAGCUUUGCCCCUUCAUGACUCAGGCCUGGGGGCACUCUAUAAGCUAGUUGAUCUUGGGUCUGUGAUGACAGAUUCCAACCCCCUUUCUUCCUCCACAGGUCUAGAGCAAGCUUGACUCGUUGCCCUCUAGCAUUAAGGGAACCCUGGCUCUUGGCUCCGCUGAGCCCCAGGACAGUCGCAGCCGUCUGGAUCGGCCUGCGGUCUCAGUGUUCCUCUCGCUCCCUGGUAGGGUCCGCAUCAGUAUUGGAGUUUGUUCUUUAACUAGUGCUCCUCCCAGCACUCUCCCUGUAGCUGCUCUUUUUUAGGAUUCCAUUCUAUCUGUCUUAACCCAGGGCAUUUGGGUGGGAAAGUCUUGCCUUUCCCUGUCUGAGCCCUUUGGCUGUGCCCUGAUGCACCGCCAGUCAGCAGAGGCUGUCCCAUCCUGCAGUUGCUUGGAGGUGUGACUGAUUCAUUCCAUCCUGCCUUCCCCAUCCUUUCGUAGAGAAACAGGCCUAAAAUCAAACGGGUAAUAGCCCUGGGGCACCCCUGUCUUCCUGCCCCAUCUGCCCAGCUGACACCCAUGGGUGACCUCUAGGGCACUGAGGAGUGAAAGCGCCUAGGGCUGCAGCAUAACUCUGAGCUGGGUUUGUGACUCCCCUUCCCCUUGCCUCACAGGAUUGUGACUCCCCAGCCCCUGCCCUUAAAGCUUCAGACUCCUCAGGUAGCAGCAGAACCUUGUGAUCUUGGCUCCUUGGAACUGAGAUGGUUUUGCCUCUUUCCAGGAGAGCCUGAGAUUCUUCUUCCAGGUUGUUUUACCCCCGAAUUAGUAUACCCCAGGCUCGCAGACUCAAUACAGCAAGGUGGGAGACAGCUGGGCACGGAGUUCCGCUCAGCAUGGGUGCUAAACCCACAGAACUGACAAAGCCCCUGCUUCCCCACCCCCUCCUCAGGCUCCUGCGAGCACACCCCAGCCCUCUAGCCUUCUGUCUCUGCCUGUUUCACUCUGGGAACAGCAGACUUCUUCCUGUCUUCCCUUCCCAUCACUGCCCCACUCCUCCCUUGAAAGGUUCUUCCCCACAGCGACACUGGACAUCCUCUGUCCUGGGGCCAGAGCCAGGAGAAGGAAGCUCAGCACUCCUAUACAGUGUCCCUGUUGAAGAUAACUGUUUUUAUUAACUGAAUUAUUAUGGUUUUUUUUUUUCAUGGACCAAACUUUUUUUUGUACUGUCCCCUUAACGGUGUCACCCAGUUUUAAUAAAAGAAUCUUCUGAAGGAUGGGUUCCCCUACCUACUAAGGGAGAGCUCUUCCUGGCUCUUUCUCCUUCUGCAAUUA